Thlaspi arvense is the source of this 1155-nucleotide messenger RNA. The record is from the annotation of a GenBank genome assembly. Lineage: Eukaryota; Viridiplantae; Streptophyta; Magnoliopsida; Brassicales; Brassicaceae.
GUAAUCUCUAAAACGGUAGCCGUUUAAAGAGAAAAAUAGAAUUUCUAACGCUGAGAGAGCGAAGAGCAAUCUCACUUUCAGAAUCUGAUCCCAGUUAUUUUUUUUUUUAAUAUUCUCAGGCAAAGGUAUGGUUUCUUCUCCUUCUCCGUUACAGAUCGGUCUCAGAUUCGUCUCUCUCGUCUAUUGAAUCGUUUCAAGUCGAAAGUUGAAAAUGGAAGGGACUGUGUUUACGCCUUGUUUGGAAGGAAUGAAGCAUGUCAAGUCUGAACAGGGCGAGAUGCUUACUAAGCCAUUUCUAGAGCUCUGCAAGACGAUCUUGCCUGUUAUAGAUAAGUUUGGAGCUGCUAUGACUCUCGUGAAAUCUGACAUUGGUGGAAACAUAUCGAGGUUGGAGAAGAACUACUUGUCUGAUCCCGACAAGUUCAAGUACUUGUACACCUUUGUUCAAGUCGAGAUUGAGUCUAAGACAGCCAAAGGAUCGUCUAGUUGUACCAACGGUCUUCUCUGGUUAACCAGAGCUAUGGAUUUCUUGGUGGAGCUGUUCCGCAACUUGGUAGCACAUCAAGACUGGUCAAUGUCACAGGCUUGUGGUGACUCAUACCAAAAAACACUCAAGAAAUGGCACGGAUGGCUCGCCAGCUCUAGCUUCUCUAUGGCUUUAAAGCUUGCCCCAGACAGGAAGAAGUUCAUGGAUGUCAUAUCUGGUUCUGGUGACAUCUACGCCGACAUGGAAAGGUUUUGCUCUGAGUUUGGUCCGUUUCUUCAAGAUAAUCAUAAGUUUCUGGCUAGCGUCGGAAUGGACGACAUGAAAGCUUCUUGAUCCAUCAUGGUUAUCGCCGGCAUCGAAUCUGCUUUGCCGGAAACUUCGUCCGUUUUAUUUUUGCUCCUCUUCGGAUUAUAAAACUUUGCUUUUACCCGCCAAAGAAACAGAAUAAAUGUGUCGGUUUCUUCACUUUAUAAGAUACUGAAUCAGUCUUGACUCUUAUCAGCCCUUCUCGUUAGUGAUUGUUAUGUAAUUGUGACUCUUUUAUUUUAUUUUUCUGAGAAAUGUUUCAAAUAUCUCCCAUAUAUAUGUUACAGACUAAUUUCAAUAGAUAGCUGAUACCAUUUCCAAAACAAUAUCUUAAAUUAUCCUUACAAACAAGUAAAAUAAUA